Messenger RNA from Ylistrum balloti, 847 nucleotides. Its product is annotated as 3-beta-hydroxysteroid-Delta(8),Delta(7)-isomerase-like. The coding region runs from base 1 to 708 and encodes 235 amino acids. The transcript is spliced from 3 exons. The record is from RefSeq and is a predicted model, not a curated record. NCBI's taxonomy places the organism in Eukaryota, Metazoa, Mollusca, Bivalvia, Pectinida, Pectinidae. Gene Ontology annotation, biological process: cholesterol biosynthetic process. Gene Ontology annotation, molecular function: C-8 sterol isomerase activity; steroid Delta-isomerase activity; cholestenol delta-isomerase activity. Gene Ontology annotation, cellular component: endoplasmic reticulum; membrane.
AUGUUGAAAAAGCAAUCCAAACCUGUGAUUCCUCAUCCUUUCUUCCCUCGCAAUGCAAGCAUUCCACACUAUGUACCAAACACUACAUCUAUUGAGGAACUGCUGGGGAUAUUUUUCGGUCUCCUGUUUGUGGCGUUAGUUGGUACAUGGCUAUUGACAAGCCGGAAAACACUGAGGUUCGGCGUAGGUGACCGGCUGAUUUUGUGUUGGUUCGUGGGAUGUGGGUUUAUACACACCAUCCUAGAAGGAUACUUCUGUGUAUUUAAUGAAACGCUGGCCGGCAAGGAAACCUACCUCGCUCAAAUGUGGAAGGAGUAUGGAAAGGCUGAUAGUCGUUACCUGACGUCAGAUUCCUUCACUGUUUGUAUGGAGAGUAUCACAGCAUUCCUGGUUGGACCACUUUGUUUUGGUGUUGUGUUAGCCUACGUGACAAGAAAUCCCUCUCGAUAUGUUCUACAACUGGUUGUCUCCAUUUGUCAUCUCUACGGUGACAGUUUGUAUAUGUCAAUCGAAGCUAAGGAAGGUUUUAUUCAUGGUGAAUACAACCACCCUCUACAUUUUUGGUUUUAUUUUGUCUUCUUGAACCUUUGGUGGAUAUUUGUGCCAUUGGUUUUGAUUACUCAAGCCUGUCUUAGGUUAGUAGAGGCCCAAAGGUUGUCUGAUAUCAGACCUAAUGUUACUAAUUCAAAGUCAAAAAAGAGAAAAUGAUAUCUGGAAAACUGGUACUGACAUUUAAACAUCCAUUUUUAUGUUAGCUUUGUUUUCAUCCUUCAGAAUGCUUUAAUGAUACAUUAAUUCUAAAUGUUGUAUCUUCUUUUUUCAAAAUUGCAAAAGUUUUGGUAUUCGA